Coniophora puteana RWD-64-598 SS2 is the source of this 1230-nucleotide messenger RNA. RefSeq lists its product as uncharacterized. The record is from RefSeq and is a predicted model, not a curated record. NCBI's taxonomy places the organism in Eukaryota, Fungi, Basidiomycota, Agaricomycetes, Boletales, Coniophoraceae. The coding region runs from base 1 to 1230 and encodes 409 amino acids. The transcript is spliced from 7 exons.
AUGGGCUUCAUGGAUGAGAUUCACUGCAAGCAUAAGGCACAAACUGCACGAGUCAAUGUUCCAGCAACUCCACGGGCUUUUUCCGUCUCCGGCACCCCAGCAACUGGACGCCAGCACCGGGGCACACCCCUCACUGGCAGGCCACUCCGUGGAACACCAUCUACACAUGUCAUCCCUGCGGUGGCCUUUGCGAGCCCCGUGGUUGGGACACCUUCAAUACACUCUAUGCGGCUGCGCAAGCGCACGAGAGAAGCAGAACUUGCCGAGCCGUGGACACCACGGUCAAAGCGAGCCCAUCUUGAUUAUGCUCAGACCCUCGCAAGCGACCUUGACUUGACAGAUGAGGCACGCAAUGAGGUCAUGGUUGCCAGUGCGUUGUCCACGCAUAACCUCACCCUGAAGUUGUAUGCGUACCUGGUUCGUGACAGGGUUAUGGGGUUGGCUGAGCGCGGCCAAGCCUUCCUCAAGUCCCGCGAAUAUAAGGCAAUUGACCACAUUGUUGCUAACUUGUUUGGCUAUCUCAUGGAUGGCGAUGUUUCGGGCUAUAAGGAGGGGCUCCUUCCUCGCUGUUUGCACCACAUCCGCCUUCAUCCCCGCCGAUACCACAUCCCUGUCGACAUUGAGGACUUCAUCACAACCUCUGACUUUGCCAAGGCUAUCAGCCGGACCCUCGGGUCCAUUCGGUCUGAAAUGAAGCGAAAACUCUUCAAGACAUGGCGCGAGAAGAAAGGGGUAUAUGACGUCGUUCGGAUGCUUCUCGGCAAGUCGUCCAAUGUCCAAGUCACUGAAGCCAUGUGGGGUCGAGUUGCUUGGCUGCAACUCAACCUCAUGGACUAUCAGGAGCUCGUCAAGAAUGGUGAGAAGGAGCAGAAGCUUUUCUGGGACUGGACCGACGGCUUGCUGGUCGAGGUUCGAAAUGAUCACAGCCACCUCAUCGGGCGUGCCAAGGCCAAAGCUAUCAGUUCCUUUUUCGAAAUGACCCUCAAGGAACACAUACGACUGCGUCCAACGAGGCGGCGGCCCACCCUUGCAGCUCUCCCUGCAUGGCAGCGACAGCUUCGGGAAGCUAUCCGGGAGAUGGAGAACUACACGGAUGAAGAUGUGGCUGAUUUACAGCGCAACUUCGAGACCGUCGACCUCGAGGAUGUCGACAGUGAUCAAGAAGAUGAGCCCGAGGCUGAGCAUGAGGUCCAGCCUGCUACUAUCGGUGAUGCUCAUGAUGACGCAUAA